Dibothriocephalus latus is the source of this 1137-nucleotide messenger RNA. NCBI's taxonomy places the organism in Eukaryota, Metazoa, Platyhelminthes, Cestoda, Diphyllobothriidea, Diphyllobothriidae. The record is from the annotation of a GenBank genome assembly.
UUCGCAAGGGACUCUGGAUUCUUCGACGUCGCCGAAGGGCGAGGUCAAGUAAAACCACCUACACUACCUCCACGACCGCCCGCAAUGGCGAAGAGAACACCAUCUAAUGCGGUAAAAAUAGACCCCGUAUCAGAACAGGAAAACAUUUACGUUUCCCUGGAAAACGCUACUUCUUACGGAGAACGGAAGCCAAAAACGUCGACGGAAUCCUCGCUUCGCGCCUUCCUACUUGAUGAAUUAAUUGACAACGAAACUAAAUUCAAGAAAGAAAUGGUUCUAAUACUCUGUUUACUGUCUUCGGGCGACAUAGAUAUACCGAUUUCAGUUGAGGACUUUAUGUCAAUAUUCAUUAACCUGCCAGAAUAUGUAUCCGUAUCUAAAGAAAUAAUCAACGCAUUUACAAAUGUGAAGGAAAAUUCGAUAGAUCCAGAGUUAACUUGCGUUGCCGGUGCCUUCCUACCUAUUAUUUCCCGUUUCAAGAAAGCUUACGUGGAUUACAUAAAACACUUUGAUCCGCAACUCGUUCAAAAGAGGCCCCAUCUUGAGAAGUAUUUCGAGGUGGCCUCAGCAAUGCUGACGAAAGAGGACAACAACAAUUCUAGUCUUAGCGACCGUCUUCUGACUCCAUUUCAGCGACCGUUUAAAAUCUCAAAUGUCUUCGAGAGGAUGAAAAAGAACCUGAAGGCGGCUCAGAAAUCCAGAAAUUUUCUCACGAGUUUUCCAUUUGUGAGCGACGAGGACCUACCCGCAGAGAAAAUGCCGGAGAUGGAUGUGGUUUGUCGGCGAGUGCUGUUUGAUGGUCAUGCCGAUAGCCUUGACAGCGCUGAAGUAGAACUGACAAUGAGAGAUAAGCUAGCUCAAGACCGUCGACUCAAACGACCGGAGCAGCAUCGUGCCGCUACAUGGUGCACGCCCAAAGGCCAUCCCGACCAUGAGAACUUGACCAGGGUAUUGACUCAAAUGCAGGAUCUCAUUGCAACGGCUGAUCGGAUCAAACGCCCUGGGUCAGAAUUGCUCUUGGUAAGUCAUCAGAUUCGAACUAAUGUACAACAGGGCUCUGCAGUCCUCAAUGCAUGCCUCGAUCUUUCUUGUAGACGCGACGUCCACCGAGAUAACGCCGGCAUCUUCGGAGGCUAA